This is a messenger RNA of Paramecium sonneborni, 573 nucleotides long. NCBI's taxonomy places the organism in Eukaryota, Ciliophora, Oligohymenophorea, Peniculida, Parameciidae. The record is from the annotation of a GenBank genome assembly.
AUGUAUAGAAAUUUCGCUUCUAAUAAUACAAGGACUACAGCUAACCUGCUUAGUUUGAAGUAUUAAUUGAAGGAAUUUUCGGAUGUUCCCACUAAGAAGUUCAUAAGAUUGAAUGCCGAUGAAGUUAACCUACUUUUUAGGAUUCAAGAGUUAAGUUCGAAUUGGGCUUAUGUAAUUUCUCUAUUUAGAGUUAGAAUAUGAGCAGUUUGAAUAGAAGAUUCGAGUUCUAGAAUUUUUAAGACUCUUUCUGUUUUAUGGGAUAAGUUUCUCAAAUAGCUGAGUAGAUGAAACGUAAUUAUUAUAAAAAUUGUAGACUAUCCAAAAUGGUACAACAAGAAUGGAAUUGUUACAAUUGAUCUCACAACCCCUGAGGUAAAAGGUGUAACAUUAAAAGAUGUACUCUUGGCCUAUACUGCUGAUCAUAUUUCUUAAAUAAUUAUUUCAAAUCAUAGCAACUCUAUUUUUGAUAAUUGUAACCUACACCUAGAAAAUCUGAUACAAUCUUGGAAUAAUAAUUAUUAAAAAAGUCAAGAACUUAACUAAGUCUUUGACAGAUCUGUGAAUUUCUUAUGA